UAAUUUGGGUGUAAUAAGGUGCAUAUAAUGAUUUGGGUGUAAUAAGGUGCCUAUACAACAAAAACAAAGUUUUUCCAAAGUCAAAAGGUUACAAUAUAAAUCAAACGAACAUACAUAAAACAAUUCCUUGUAGGACGAAUAAAAUAGUGAUGUUUGAUGAUUUCCAUGAAACUACACUUCCUUGGAGAAUCAAAAAAGAUUGAUAGUACUAUAGAUACAAAUCCCAAUGUCAAUAAAUGAACCAAAAAUCAGACCAUGUUCAUCUGUUUCUUCUUUCCUUCACAUCCAAUUUACCUUUUCUCCCAAGAUUUUCUCUUCUUCCUUCACUCUAUUUAUACUCCUUCAUUCCUUUUACACUUCUUCACAACUCUCCCUCUUCUUUCACCCACAAAAGGGUUUUUUCUUUUCUUUUGUUCCUCAUAUUCUACACCAAAAGUUUCAAUACAUUCUCUUUCAUAAAUAGCUAAAAACAACUUGUUGAUUGUAGUAAUGGCCGAGUUAAAAAGUAAGUUAAAUAAAGGUCACGCCUUCACAAGCAAAUGUGCAUCCUUGGUGAAGGAACAACGUGCUCGUCUCUAUAUUCUUCGUCGUUGUGCUACUAUGCUUUGCUGCUGGUACAUCCAUGGCGAUGAGUAAUGAGAUAACUCUCAUCCCUUAAUAUAUAUACAUAUAUUUAUAGAUAUCUCCUUUAGUUGUUUGGCAACUCCUACAAGAAACUUGAUGUCUCUCUUCCUGAUCUAUUCUGAUGCAACAAACCCUUUUACAUUCCUGUUGUUUUUUAACCUAAAGGAUCAACCUCUUUAGGUUUUUUUGGUUUGCUUCAUUGGUUAAAUCUUCGUCAAAGAGAGAGAGAGAGAGAGAGAUAGCAAGAUUUAUCUGCCAAACAAGCCGUCUGAAACAGAGCUCCAAAGAUGCUGAUUCUGUAAGAAUUUGAAAGAUACUUGGAAGGGUUUUGUCUGUUUUGGUUUCAUAGUGACAUUGCUUCUGUAAUAUUUUCAGUUUCAUUUCUUUCUUUGUUGCAUCAUGUCCUAGUAAAGAACAAUAAGAGUCUAUGGUAAAUGUUAGAACCAUAUCGAAUAAAAUACUUCUUCUUUUGCAUC
Molecule: messenger RNA, 1100 nt
Organism: Brassica napus (rape)
Lineage: Eukaryota; Viridiplantae; Streptophyta; Magnoliopsida; Brassicales; Brassicaceae
Product: small polypeptide DEVIL 22-like
Exons: 1
Coding region: 490-636 (48 amino acids)
Biological process (GO): negative regulation of cell population proliferation
Source: RefSeq, a predicted model, not a curated record